AUGGCGUCUAUUCAAGGAGGAGCAGGCGGUGGCCGAGCACCGCGCGUCCCGGAGCAGCCGGUGGACGUGGUGGUCCGAAAGCACGAACCGGUGAAGCUGAGGUGCGGCGCCGACGGCGUUCCUCCUCCGCGAAUCGCGUGGUUUAACGAUGGCAGACCAGCGCACAACACGACCACGCACAUGGUUCUGCCCGAGGGACAGCUCUUCUACUUGCAAGUGCAGCACAGUCGCCGGGAACAGGACACCAGAGUCUACUGGUGCACGGCCACCAGCGCAGUGCUUCGCAACGAGUUCCGCCAGCUUCCAAAGAGCAUCCACGUUGCGGGUGGGGAGUCGGCGACGCUGGAGUGCGUUCCUCCCAGGGGCCACCCCGAGCCCACAGUCACCUGGUUCAAGGACGGCGUCCAGGUGCAGCCGGGCACGGGGCGCGCUCGCCUCCUGGCCAGGGCGCGCUCGUGA
Messenger RNA from Rhipicephalus sanguineus (brown dog tick), 459 nucleotides. Its product is annotated as roundabout homolog 2-like. The coding region runs from base 1 to 459 and encodes 152 amino acids. Gene Ontology annotation, biological process: dendrite self-avoidance; homophilic cell-cell adhesion; axon guidance. Lineage: Eukaryota; Metazoa; Arthropoda; Arachnida; Ixodida; Ixodidae. Gene Ontology annotation, cellular component: axon; plasma membrane. The record is from RefSeq and is a predicted model, not a curated record. The transcript has 3 exons. Gene Ontology annotation, molecular function: cell-cell adhesion mediator activity.